AUGCCGCUCUUCGAACUUUCACCGAACAUUCAGGAAUCUGAGGCUACUGGCCGGAAGAGAAGUCACGAUGAAAUGGAAAUUUCCGAAGAUGUGAAACUACCACCCCCGGUCUUUGAUCAGAUCAAUGGAGAAGAGACAGCCCCUACAAAUGGAGGCAGAGCUGCAUCACCAGCUUCAUCGGAACUUAGCGACCCCGGCACCGCUACACCACCACGUGCAUCUCCUUCACCUCAAACUCCGGCUAAAAAGCAGGCAACACAGACCACAAUCGCCUCGGCAUCCAAAUCAACGACAACCCUAGCAAAACGAAAGAAGUUGACACCAGCUGAGAAGGCCGAGAAGGACCAAGAAGCAGCCCGGAUCAAGGCCGAGAAAGAAAAGGAAAAGGCUGAAAAAGAAAAAGAGGCUGCCCGGCUCAAGGCAGAGAAGGAGAAAGCUCGGGAAGAACGUGAAAAGAAGGCUGCUAUUCGACAAGUGGAAAAAGCCAAGGCAGACGCAGAAAAGGCAGCCAAGGCUAAGGAACGUGAAGAAAAGAAACGACAGCUGGACGAAGAGAAGAAGCGAAAGGACGAAGAAAAACGGCGAAAGGAGGAAGAGAAAGAGAAGAAGGCUCGUCAGCAACCAACUCUAGGCGCUUUCUUCAAGGUUCCAAGCACUCCUAAGAAGGCUGCCGACACUAUUCAACCUAAGAGCAGCACUCCUGGGAAACCAAGCCCCGCCAAAGAUUCCCUCAAGUCUUCGAAAACCGAGUAUGAGAAGCUCUUCCAGCCAUUCUUCAUCAAGGACCAUACGCGAGUUGCACAUGUUGGACCCCAGAUGGACACUGAAACACGAGAGGCCAAGUCGAAGAUACUGGACGAAUGUAUCGGUGGACAAAGAGAGGAGGAAUUGAAAGCUUCUCGCUUUGACCCGGUCCGCCUAUUCGCUUUACCUAGCAAAUCUUCCCCUCGGGGUAUGCUCCAUCAUCCAGUUAGGCACAUUAUGGAGCAGGUUUUCAGGGAGACAGAGAAGGCGGAAAACGCAGGCCCCGAGCAUGUUGCUAAGAUCAUGCGGGACACGCGCCAAAAGCUUUCCAAGGUACCUAUGAAGGUCAUUUCAUUCUCACAAGACGUGCGCCCUCCUUACUACGGAACAAACACUUUCAAGCCAUUUGCUCUUGGAAAACUCAACAUGAGCCAGUUGGCUCGCCACCCUACAGGAAGACGACUGCCACUCGACUACGACUAUGAUUCGGAAGCUGAAUGGCAGGAGGAAGAAGAAGGCGAGGAUCUUGACGUCGAUGACGAUGAAGAGGAAAUGGACGACGAGGACGACAUGGACGAAUUUCUUGAUGAUUCAGAAGAUGCUGGGCUUUCUCGACGAAUCUUUGCCAACACUUUGGAGCCAAACAGUACUGGGAUCUGUUUUGAUGAUGGGAAUGGUGCAGCAAACCAAGUUAUCCACGAACACAGGAUGGAGUUUAUGCACGAUGGCCUUCAGCAAACCUGGGGUAUUGAUCCAUUCUCAACGGAAUACUGGGAGCCAGAAAUCAAGAAGACGGUGGGCCGACCCGCCAAGACGACUCAGGCAUCCGAAACCACAACGAAGAUGCCUCCCCCGCCUACACCCUCGAAUGCAUUUGCUGCAUUGACAGGCGCAAGCGGUAUUAGUGGUGCAUCUACUAAGCUUGUCAAGUCCGAGCUUUUAGAUGACGUGAAGAGAGCUAUUUUGGACAACAAAGCUCUUUCCAAGGUUGGAAUCAUUGACUUCCUUUACCACCAAUUUCGGGACGAUGUGUCUCGUGCUGAGGUAAAGAACACAGUCGAGCUGGUGGCAGAGAAAACAGGCAAAGGACGCUCCAAAGAGUGGGCGUUGAAGAGUGGACAUGAGAUUACCUCAUGA
Fusarium coffeatum is the source of this 1881-nucleotide messenger RNA. RefSeq lists its product as uncharacterized. The transcript has 3 exons. Gene Ontology annotation, cellular component: nucleus; CAF-1 complex. Bases 1 to 1881 code for a protein of 626 amino acids. Gene Ontology annotation, biological process: nucleosome assembly. The record is from RefSeq and is a predicted model, not a curated record. Lineage: Eukaryota; Fungi; Ascomycota; Sordariomycetes; Hypocreales; Nectriaceae.